GCAAUGGCUGCGCCAAUUACGGAGGAGCCUCCACCUGCUACCGACCCCAAUUCUACCAUCCCUCCUCCCGACUUCGAUUCCAUCUCGAUACCUCCGUUCGACCAAUUUUACCAUCCCGAUUCCGAUCAGAUUCCGAUCGGUGAGCUGAUGUCCGAUCUGGGGUUUCCUGUUGACGGCGACGGUGAAUUCGAGCUCACUUUCGACGGUAUGGACGACCUCUACUUUCCCGCUGAGAACGAGACGUUCCUCAUCCCUGAGAAUGCGUCUAACCUAGAGCAGUUUGGAGAUUUUACUCCGGACUCUGAAGGCUCUGGAAUUUCCGGGGAUUGUGAUCCCAAAGACGCCGUUAAGAGUAUUAGUCCCUCGCCGACCACUUCGGGAUGCUGUAACCGGGAAUCUCCCAGGGAUUCCGACGAUCGAUGCUCAGGUGCUGAGCGUACCUUGGAUCUACCGACUCCAUUGUCGUCUCAGGGGUCGGGUAAUUGCGGUUCUGAUGUCUCGGAAGCUACGAACGAAUCCUCGCCCAAAUCAGGAAACGUUGUGGUCGACCAGAAGGUUAAGGUGGAAGAAGCAGCGACGACAUCCGUUACCAAGAGGAAAAAAGAGAUCGAAGAGGAUAUGAGUGACGAAUCGAGGAGCAGCAAGUAUAGGAGAUCGGGAGAGGACGCGGACGCAAGUGCGGUGACGGGUGAAGAAGACGAGAAAAAGAAAGCGAGGCUGAUGAGAAACCGUGAAAGCGCGCAGCUUUCGAGGCAGAGGAAGAAACAUUACGUGGAGGAGCUCGAGGAGAAGGUUAGGAAUAUGCAUUCCACUAUAUCGGAUUUGAACGGUAAGAUAUCGUAUUUCAUGGCUGAGAACGCCACUUUGAGGCAGCAACUGGGAGGAAAUGGAAUGUGCCCGCCGCAUCAUCCACCGCCUCCGAUGGGAAUGUAUCCGCCAAUGGCACCGAUGCCUUAUCCAUGGAUGCCUUGUCCACCUUACAUGGUGAAGCAGCAAGGGUCUCAAGUGCCUUUGAUUCCCAUUCCUAGGUUGAAACCACAGAACCCACUUGGAUCAUCCAAGGCAAAGAAGUCGGAGAGUAAGAAGAGUGAAGCAAAGACCAAGAAGGUCGCCAGUAUUAGUUUUCUGGGUCUUCUGUUUUGUUUAUUUUUGUUUGGUGCAUUGGCUCCGAUUGUGAACGUUAAUUAUGGAGGAAUUAGUGGUGCCUUUUAUGGGAACUAUAGGCCUAAUUAUGUCACCGACCAUAUUUAUAGCCAGCGUAGGGAUAGAGUUUUGGAUACGUCUCGUAGUGGUGCUGCUGGAGUUUCGAAUAGUAAUGGGAUGCAUUGUGGGAGAGAUUCUGAUGAUAAAUCUGCAACAGAGAGCGCUGUACCUCCUGGAAAUGGUAGUGAGCCUCUAGUUGCAUCACUCUUUGUUCCGAGGAAUGACAAGCUUGUGAAGAUUGAUGGGAAUCUGAUUAUUAAUUCUAUAUUGGCGAGUGAGAAAGCCGUGGCUUCAAGAAAGGCCUCUGAAUCAAAUGAGAGGAAAGCUGACUUGGCGAUUCCGAAAGAUUAUUCCCCUGCACUGCCUCUACCUGACGUGGGAAGGAUCGAGGAUAUGGCUAAGCAUCUCUAUAGAUCCAAGACUGAGAAACAGAAAGCCUUAUCCUCUGGCUCUGCUGAUACUCUGAAAGACCAAAUCAAAACAAAAGCAGCCAAUGGUGAAAUGCAGCAAUGGUUUCGUGAAGGUGUUGCAGGGCCAAUGUUUAGCUCCGGGAUGUGCACUGAAGUAUUUCAGUUCGAUGUCUCCUCAACCUCUGGAGCCAUUAUUCCUGCAUCUCCAGCAACCAACGUCUCUGCUGAACACAGUAAGAACGCCACAGACACACACAGGCGAAAGAACAGAAGAACACUUCGUGGUCUGCCCAUUCCACUCCCAGGAUCAGAUUUUAACUUCACCAAAGAGAACCAAAGAAACAGCUCUGGCAAAGAAAUCAAGCCCGCGUCAUCAAUGGUUGUCUCUGUGCUUGUUGAUCCCAGAGAAGGUGGUGAUGGAGAUAUCGAUGGGAUGAUUGGGGGACCAAAAUCACUGUCCCGAGUUUUUGUCGUCGUGCUUCUGGACAGUGCAAAGUAUGUCACAUACUCUUGUGUCCUACCUCGAUCAGGAGCUCCUCAUCUCGUGACCACUUAA
Thlaspi arvense is the source of this 2169-nucleotide messenger RNA. Lineage: Eukaryota; Viridiplantae; Streptophyta; Magnoliopsida; Brassicales; Brassicaceae. The record is from the annotation of a GenBank genome assembly.